Messenger RNA from Morchella importuna, 1086 nucleotides. RefSeq lists its product as uncharacterized. NCBI's taxonomy places the organism in Eukaryota, Fungi, Ascomycota, Pezizomycetes, Pezizales, Morchellaceae. The transcript is spliced from 5 exons. Gene Ontology annotation, cellular component: cytosol. Bases 1 to 1086 code for a protein of 361 amino acids. Gene Ontology annotation, biological process: heme biosynthetic process. Gene Ontology annotation, molecular function: uroporphyrinogen decarboxylase activity. The record is from RefSeq and is a predicted model, not a curated record.
AUGUCAGAGAGCUUCGAACCCCUCCAGAAUGACCUCUUGCUCCGCGCCGCCAGAGGCGAGACGGUCGAGAGGCCGCCCAUGUGGGUGAUGCGUCAAGCCGGCCGCUACCUCCCUGAAUACCACAUAGUCAAAGGCACAAACGACUUCUUCGCCGUCUGCCGCGACCCCGAGCUCGCAUCAACAAUUACCCUCCAGCCUGUCGAGCGCUAUGCCGGCCUCCUCGACGCCGCAAUUAUCUUCUGUGACAUCCUUGUCAUCCCCCAGGCCCUCGGCAUGGCCGUUGAAAUGAUCGAUAAGAAGGGCCCCCACUUCCCCGACCCCCUCCGCGUCCCCGCCGACCUCGACAAGCUCCGCACAACCGUCGACGUCAAGGAGCAGCUCGGCUACGUGUUCGACGCAAUCACCCUCACGCGCAAGAAGCUGCGUGGUCGUGUCCCCCUUCUGGGGUUCGUGGGCGCCCCUUGGACACUCAUGAGCUACAUGAUUGAGGGCGGUGGAAGCAAGAUGUUCAUCCACGCGAAAACAUGGAUCUUCAAGUAUCCCGAGGAGAGUAAGCACCUACUCGCGCGCAUCACCGACGUGUGUGUCGAGUUCCUAGCGCAGCAGGUUGUGGCCGGUGCGCAAAUGAUCCAGGUAUUUGAGUCGUGGGCGGGCGAGCUGGCGCCGCGCGACUUUGACGAGUUCUCGCUGCCGUAUUUGAAGGAGAUUGCGGAGCGAUUACCGAAGCGUCUGAGGGAGCUGGGUCAGGAGCCCGUCCCGAUGACUGUUUUUGCGAAGGGUGCGUGGUAUGCGUUGGAGAAGUUGUGCGUGUCCGGGUAUCAGGUUGUGGGCUUGGACUGGACGCAUGAUCCCGAGGAGGCGUAUAAGGUUGCCGCCGGCAGGGUCACGCUGCAGGGGAACUUUGACCCGAAUAUUUUGUAUGGAGGGAGGAAGGCGAUUACGGAGGCGGUUGAGAGGACGGUACCUGCCUUUGGUAAUGGGAAGAAGGGGUGGAUUUGUAAUUUGGGACAUGGUAUUACGCCGUUUGUGGACCCGGAGGACUUGAAGCACUUUUUUGAGGAGGUUCAUAGAGUGGGUGGGAAAUAG